Messenger RNA from Miscanthus lutarioriparius, 732 nucleotides. The record is from the annotation of a GenBank genome assembly. NCBI's taxonomy places the organism in Eukaryota, Viridiplantae, Streptophyta, Magnoliopsida, Poales, Poaceae.
AUGGACGCGGCGGGCGGCGAGCAGCUGAGCCUGGCCGCGGUGCGCGACGCGCUGGUCCGGCUGGAGGACUCUGUGGUGUUCGCGCUCAUCGAGCGCGCCCGGCAUCCGCGGAACGCGCCGGCCUACGCGCCCGCCGCCGCCGGCGGAGGACAUUCGCUCGUGGAGUUCUUCGCUGGACACUAUCAAAAGCCAGAAGAUGUUCCAUUCUUCCCUCAAGAUCUUCCCUUGCCUCUCUUUCCUACCAAGCCUUCCCCAAAGGUUUUGCACCCUUUUGCUUCGUUGGUCACUGUGAAUGAUGCAAUAUGGAAAAUGUAUUUUGAUGAAUUGCUCCCGUUAUUCACUGUUGAUGGUGAUGAUGGUAGCUAUGCACAAACAGUUGCACUGGAUUUUGCGUGUCUGCAGGUUCUAUCACAAAGAAUUCAUAUUGGUAAAUAUGUUGCUGAGGUGAAGUUCAAAGACGCUCCUCAAGAUUAUAGUCGAUUAAUAAAAGCAAAGGACAGCAAUUCUCUGAUGGAUCUGCUGACAUUCAAAGCUGUGGAAGAGAAGGUCAAGAAGAGAGUAGAGAAGAAGGCCAGGACCUUCGGGCAGAACAUCACCUUGGAGGACAAUGCCACUGCCGGUGACAGCGAAUGCAAGGUCGAUCCUAAAGUGCUCUCCAAGCUGUAUGAUCAGUGGGUGAUGCCACUGACCAAGGACGUCGAAGUCGAGUAUCUCCUGCGCCGCCUCGACUGA